CAAAAACUGGCAAAAUGACAAAGUGUAUCCCUCUUGCGAGCCUUUCAUUUAAGUAAACCAGGGGGAUGUAUACCGCUGUUACACAGGAAAAAAAAUUGCGCUAUGAAGGAGCGGGGAGUGUUUGUCUCAAAGUUAUAAUCUGUUCACUUACAUCGAACGUGCGCUCUUGAUCUGUCUAGGCUGUUGUUCUUCAUUCUCUCGAUAUUACAGGACUUUAACAUGUUAAUUAAAGUUAAGACUCUCACGGGCAAAGAAAUAGAGAUCGAUAUAGAGCCCACAGACAAGGUGGAGAGAAUUAAGGAGCGUGUGGAAGAGAAAGAAGGGAUUCCACCUCAGCAGCAGAGGCUCAUCUACAGCGGGAAACAGAUGAAUGAUGAGAAGACUGCUGCAGACUACAAAAUCCAGGGAGGCUCAGUGCUUCACCUGGUUUUGGCCCUAAGAGGAGGGGCUCCUUACACUCCUCGGUUAUGUUUGCCCACCGGUGAGCAGAGCAGUGAAGUGACCCUUGUGACUCUGUGUUUUUGAGUGCUGUGAUGUCGCGCUGUUUGGAGCUCUUAGCACUGACGUAUUGAUUAUGUGGAGUGCAUUAUAAUCGUCGUCAUGAUCAGCAGUCACUCGAAUUCUGCAAUGUGUAUUUUGAGUUUGCAGCCCGAGAAGCUGUUUAAGAAAUGCUCUCCUCUACAGUUUUAGUUUUUGCUGUUGUUUUUGUGAAUAA
Scleropages formosus (Asian bonytongue) is the source of this 715-nucleotide messenger RNA. Its product is annotated as NEDD8-like. The coding region runs from base 220 to 525 and encodes 101 amino acids. Gene Ontology annotation, molecular function: protein binding. The transcript has 4 exons. The record is from RefSeq and is a predicted model, not a curated record. NCBI's taxonomy places the organism in Eukaryota, Metazoa, Chordata, Actinopteri, Osteoglossiformes, Osteoglossidae.